Mus pahari (shrew mouse) is the source of this 1896-nucleotide messenger RNA. It is a transcript of the gene Cd5l, whose product is annotated as CD5 molecule like. The transcript has 5 exons. Gene Ontology annotation, cellular component: membrane. Bases 1 to 1047 code for a protein of 348 amino acids. The record is from RefSeq and is a predicted model, not a curated record. NCBI's taxonomy places the organism in Eukaryota, Metazoa, Chordata, Mammalia, Rodentia, Muridae.
AUGGCUCCACUGUUCAACUUGAUGCUGGGCCUCCAGUUAAUAUCUCAUCCCUUUGCAGAGUCUCCAUCCAAAGUGCAGCUAGUGGGAGGUACCCACCGCUGCGAAGGGCGAGUGGAGGUGGAACACAAUGGCCAGUGGGGGACUGUGUGUGAUGAUGGCUGGGACCGGAUUGAUGUGGCUGUGGUGUGCCGGGAGCUCAAUUGUGGAGCAGCCAUCCAAACCCCACGUGGUGCAUCAUAUCAGCCACCAGCAUCAGAAGAGCAAAGAGUUCUUAUUCAAGGGGUCGAAUGCAGCGGGAUGGAAGACACGUUGGCUCAAUGUAAACUAAAUUAUGAUGUUUUUGACUGCUCACAUGAAGAAGAUGCUGGGGCACAGUGUGAGAACCCAGACAGUGAACUCCUCUUCAUUCCAGAGGAUGUGCGGUUAGUAGACGGCCCAGGGCACUGUCAGGGUCGAUUGGAGGUGCUCCACCAGGCCCAGUGGAGCACUGUGUGUAAAGCAGGCUGGAACUUACAGGCUUCAAAGGUGGUGUGCAGGCAGCUGGGGUGUGGGCGGGCACUACUGACCCACGGAAGCUGCAACAAGAGUACUCAGGGCAAAGGGCCCAUCUGGAUGGGCAAGAUGUCAUGUUCUGGACAAGAAGCAAAACUUCAGUCUUGCUCUUUGAGUCAUUUGGAGAACAACUGUACCCACGGCGAGGACACAUGGAUGGAAUGCGAAGAUCCUUUUGAGCUGAGGCUGGUGGGAGGAGACACUCCCUGCUCUGGGAGGUUGGAGGUGCUGCACAAGGGUUCCUGGGGCUCCGUCUGUGAUGACAACUGGGGAGAAAAGGAGGACCAAGUGGUCUGCAAGCAACUGGGCUGUGGGAAGUCCCUCCUUCCAUCCCCCAAAGCCCGGCAAAGCUACGGGCCCGGGGCAGGCCGCAUCUGGCUGGAUGACGUCAAUUGCUCGGGGAAGGAACAGUCUCUGGAGUUCUGCCGCCACAGGCUGUGGGGGUACCACGACUGUACCCACAAGGAAGAUGUGGGGGUGAUCUGCUCAGACUAGUAUCCCAGGCUUUGAUGUAUGAGCUGGAUCCAUGCUUGUUCAGUGGGCCCUGAUUCUCCCAGUGGUUACAUCAGGCUGUGGGCUUUAGCCACCUCUCUCUCAACCUCGCAAGAGUCUGAACAGUGUGUUCCUAUCUUGAUCUCAAGGCUACACGCCCCCAUAAUCACCUCAGGACACGAGCUGCUGAACACCCUUGCUGACGUUUCCAGCUGCCUCACUGUUCACUCCUUGGUGACGCCCCCAUCUUUACUGUCUCUCCCCAGCCUGCCUGUAACUCUUGGGCCUGCCAGAGUGACCAGCUGUGCAGGCCAUGAUAAGACACAGCCCGUCUGUGAACAGCACUGAGGAUGUGACAACAUGAGGAACACUUGAGAGGGAAUGUGGGCAGACAGAAUUUUGGAGGUGGGAGAGAUAAUACAGUUGUUUAAAUGUUUUUUAAACUUUGUAACAUGUGAAGUGAUCAUAAUAACACUUUAUCAUUCUGCUUCUCUCAGAGAAAGCAGCAGGGUGGUUUCCUGCAGCCCUCAACUGUUACCUGUUGAGUUCUAGAUGUCUACCCCAAACUUCCAUCUUUAAAGUUUGAUGUCUAAUGCAACAGUAUUCUGAGGUGGGGCCUUAGGGAUCUAACUGCAUCAUGUGGUUUGAUCCUUCAGUCUUUAUGAGUGGAUUAAUCACUGGCGAAUCCCCUGGGAGAUGGUAGAAACUUGAGGAUGGGAUCUAGUUAGAGGAAGAAGGUCGUUGGAGUGUGCCUUUGGGAGGGGCUAUUUUGUCCACAGCUUGGCCGCCUCCCUGUCCGGAUGGGUUGCUUGCAUAUCUUCACUACUAUGUGUGAAUUAUGCUACAAUAAAC